AUGGCCGGGGACAAGACGCUCCGCAUCUUCUGCUUCGGCGACUCGCUGACGGCCGGGUACACCUACUCCGGCGCCGCCUACCACCCGUACACCAUCGCCCUCACGGAGAAGCUGUCCAAGGACCUGUCCGACACGCAGGUCGUCGCCGUCGAGAACGGCAUGCCGGGGGACGUCGUCACCCAGGGCGCGUUCGCGCAGAGGUUCGAGAGUGAGGUAAACCAACCCGAAAGCCGUGACUCGGAGGGCCUCGAAAACCCGACGACGUAUGACUGGGUCAUCAUCCUUGGCGGCACGAACGAUCUGGCACUAGGCGUCACGCCGGAGAGGAUAUUCGAAUGCCUCAAGGCCGCGUGGGACUCCGCCCUCGCCAAGGGGGCCAAGGUCCUCGCGCUGACGGUCCCCGAGUGCGCCUACAAGAACAGAGUGCUCGACGCCGCCCGGCGACGGCUCAACACCGCCAUCCUCUCACAUCAAGCGCCGAAUUACCACGCCCUCGACCUCAACUCCAGAACCCCCUACCACGACCUCACGGACAGGGAGCGCAAGAGGUACUGGGACGACGGCGUGCACCUCACGCCGGACGGCUACGACUGGAUGGGCGGCCACAUCGCCGACGCCCUGGGCAACUUCAUCGAGCUGGAGAGGGACCCGACCUCGCGCAGGUCGCAGCGCGCAAAGAGGUACAAGGAGGAGGACAUCGUCUCCUAUGACGAGGAGACGGGCGACCCGCGGUCACUGAGCGAGGGGUACGUGGUCGUCAGGAUGAGAGACUUGGAUUAG
Molecule: messenger RNA, 780 nt
Organism: Colletotrichum karsti
Lineage: Eukaryota; Fungi; Ascomycota; Sordariomycetes; Glomerellales; Glomerellaceae
Product: GDSL-like Lipase/Acylhydrolase
Exons: 4
Coding region: 1-780 (259 amino acids)
Molecular function (GO): phosphatidylcholine lysophospholipase A1 activity
Source: RefSeq, a predicted model, not a curated record